GUUCAAACCACUGUGAGUGAAGGUACCUAGGUAGGUACCUAAGAUAAGUACCUGAGGCUUAUUUAUGUGGCAUUUAAUGUGGCCCAUGAUAGUCUGAUCUUAUUACUAACCUUAUGUAGGUACCUAAGGUACCUAGUAUCAUUAUCCAUUAUCUAUUAUCUUGAACCCUUUGUUCUUAUCGCUGUUAAACCUCACCAUCACCAUCAUCACCACCGAUUCAACCUGUCACCAUUCCUAUUCAUAUCCCAUGUUCCAUGUCUCUGCAUCUUGUCUCAGUUAGCAACUCUCAAGCUUGCUUCCAAUUUAAAACCACCUAGUUAGUAUCUCAUUCUCCAAUCCCCAGACCAAAAAAAAAGAACCCCGGAUCCCUUACCCGAUAACAAAAACCCUUUUUUUACUCUCCCCACCCCCUCCCCCUCUUCUUCCCCAAGCUCACCCCAGCAAAAGAAGUGCCUCCUACACCGAAGACUUUACCAAGCUUACACCUGCUGCAAACUUUCCAGUCGCACGCCUCCCGGGAAGACGGGCGUUCCACCAAUAGCUUCCGCUUGACCUGGCUCGAACCCCAACGACCCCAAAAGAGGAAGCGUACCUGGAAAAAAAAAGUAGAUAAUGGACGACCCUUCGAGCCGUGAGUCUAACAAUGCACCGGCCGACGAGCCACAGCGCGCGCCAAACGCUCCAGCCCCUGCCAUGUCUUCGGGUUUGCCCUCUUACAUACCGCCGCUAUCUCGAGGUCACGAGCUUCCUUUUGUGCAGCCAUCAUCGUAUCUUAGACCUAAAUUUCGGAGUCGUACAACUCCUGUUCCAACGAUGCCAACGAGUCCCAUCGAUGAAGAACAGUUGCAAGGCCUAAAAGGCUUGCGCAACUUUCUUCGAGUCAGAACUAGCUACGAUGUCCUCCCGCUAUCUUUCCGCCUCAUCAUACUCGACAAUGAUCUACUAAUCAAAAAGAGCUUGGACAUUUUGAUCCAGAAUGGAAUCGUGUCCGCGCCUCUCUGGGAUUCUCAGCAGUCCAGGUUCGCCGGCCUACUUACCGCGACUGAUUAUAUAAAUUUGAUACAAUAUUACUGUCAAUUCCCCGAACAUAUCGACGAUGUAGAGAAAUUUAGAUUGAGCAGUCUUCGCGAUAUCGAAAAAGCAAUUGGUGUGCUUCCCCUAGAAACGGUGUCCGUCCACCCGUCAAGGCCGCUCUACGAAGCGUGCAGCCGUAUGCUUAAGAGUCGCGCUCGUCGUAUUCCCCUCGUCGAUAUCGAUCACGAAACAGAGAGGGAAACAGUCGUGAGCGUCAUUACACAGUACCGAAUACUCAAAUUCAUCGCCGUUAACACGGAGCAACAUACUAUGCUUCUUAAGCAGCCCGUUCGGGAGAUCGGGCUGGGAACGUAUACCAAUCUCGCAACCGCUAAGAUGACGGACUCCGUCCUGGAAGUAAUCAAUUUGAUGGUGGUGCAUAACAUCUCUGCGGUACCCAUUGUUGACAAGAAUAAUGUUGUACUUAACGUGUUUGAGGCGGUCGACGUUAUACCUUGUAUCAAGGGAGGCGCAUAUGACGAGUUGAAAUCGACAGUGGGAGAAGCGCUGACGAAGAGACCGGAAGAUUUCCAAGGGAUCUACACUUGUCAAGAGGAUGACAGGCUUGAUUCGAUAUUCGUCACGCUGCGCCAGUCUCGAGUGCAUAGGUUGGUAGUGAUUGACGAUAAUUGGCAUCUGAAGGGCAUCAUUUCGCUGUCUGACAUCCUCAAGUACGUCUUGUUUACCGGCGUUACUAGCGACGAAAUUGAGCAUUCCGCACCGCCGUAACGAGCUGAUGGGGUAACUCGACGCUUUUUGUAAUGACGCUACGAUACCUUGGAAACUGGAAACGACGGAAUACGAGGUCACGGAGUGAUAGUGUGUUAUUAGUAGGCAUUAUAGGGGAGUUUGGCGUUCGAAAGACUAAAGUGGUUGAUAAGGAUCAGUUCCUUUUGAGCCCGCAUGGUUUUCUUUCUCUCCAUAUCCUCACGCUGAUCUAAAUCGAGUACGAAUACGCUUGGGUUAAGGGAGGGAUUACAAGGUCUAGAUUGGGGAAGGGGGCACGGCUUGGUAGAAGAUGAAAAUGUCGGGAUCUACUACCUACCUUACCUAGGGUACCUAACCAUGAGACAGGUAUGGCACGUUAUUUAAGAGUACAAUAGAUUUUUUUUUUAGCAUUCAAAGGUUAGGUUUAUGAUAUAACCAUUUACCUAACCGGCCAGUUAAACCACCUGAGGUAGGUGGUAUUUGUAUGUAUCCUAAUUAGCUACAUACCACAUACCUACAUUAGGUAGGUAUAGAAGGUGUAUAUGUCUGCCAUUCUACACACACCUCUACCUCGUCUCUCUCUAUAUCCUACCUAAUGCUAUGUUGAACUGCUGCUGCACUUAACUACCU
Molecule: messenger RNA, 2412 nt
Organism: Daldinia caldariorum
Lineage: Eukaryota; Fungi; Ascomycota; Sordariomycetes; Xylariales; Hypoxylaceae
Product: CBS-domain-containing protein
Exons: 4
Coding region: 613-1803 (396 amino acids)
Source: RefSeq, a predicted model, not a curated record